This is a messenger RNA of Phragmites australis (common reed), 685 nucleotides long. RefSeq lists its product as uncharacterized. Lineage: Eukaryota; Viridiplantae; Streptophyta; Magnoliopsida; Poales; Poaceae. The record is from RefSeq and is a predicted model, not a curated record. The transcript has a single exon. Bases 136 to 399 code for a protein of 87 amino acids.
ACCUCCCUCGCACAAUUAGUAGCUUCAUCACACCCAGCUCCCCUCACCACUCUCUCACUCUCCACACACAGAGCCAAAUCCAAGAACAAGAAGAUCGGCAGUGGCGUAGCCAGUGGCGGCUGGUUCCGAAUUCCGAUGGAGAAGUGCAGGUCGGUGCCGCACGAGCACUCGUCGGCGUACUACGGCAGGUACGACUACGAGGACGUCGGCGGCCAGGGCGCCGACAAGUCGUACAGCUUCAACGGGCCGAGCGCCCGCGACGACCCGGAGGCGAAGCGGCGGCGGAGGGUGGCGGCGUACAACGUGUUCGCGACGCAGGGCCGGAUCAAGUCCACCGUCCGCGGCAGCGUCAAGUGGCUCAAGUCCAAGUUCUCCGACGUCCGCUACGGUGGCCUCUGAACCUCCUGCUUCACCAUAUGCAUGAUCGGUGCUCAUGUGCAUAUGCAUGCCGAAUUAUAUGUGUGCUAGCUACAUACGUGCAUGGCCAAGUGUAUGUACAUGCCAUGUUUAUGCAUGUUCGCAUGUAUGAACUCUGUGUGUGUAUGUGUGAUCUUAAGUUAGAUCGGUCUAUGUGUUUUUUGUUUGCUUUGUGAGGAACGGAGAGAGAAAUUAAGAAAUGGUGGUUGUACGUACCCUGCUUAAAUCCGCAAAUCAAGUUGUAUCAUGCACUUGCUUUACUUUGGGU